AUGUUUCCUGCAGCCACAACAGCAAGCUCUGGAACCCCAUGGAGACCUGCACUUCUCUUUAAUAAUAAUGGCCCUUUCACACUUGGAGGAAGCGAGGUUUCAGUUCCUGGAAUUGGAAAUGCCAAUGCUGUUACUUCAAAUGAACCUGAUGGAGAAGAUGAUAUUGAUCGGCCCAGUAGUCUAUCUGUGAAAAAGAACCAAGAGGAGGGCAUUAUUGUUGUGCAUGAAGUAAAUUGCGAACUUUAUGUGAAGUCGAGGGAUCCAGCUGACCAAGGUGCUUGGAAAUAUAAAGGCACGGGUCAACUUAUUAUCAAGUGCAAGGAAGGCAUCAGUACGGGCACAAAGGAAUCUAAACCAACUAUAGUUAUACGCAAUGAUGUGGGAAAGCUGCUGCUCGAUGUAUUGAUUUACCGAGGCAUCAUGACAAUUGUGCUAAAGAACUCAGUUGUAACAGUAUUUCAUACUUCGGAUGAUGGUGAUAGCAAUGAAAAAGUCGUUGCUCGGCCCUUUUUAAUGAGAACAAAGACUGUGGAGGACAGAGAUAAACUUGUUGCCGCCAUUCAGGAUUACGCGCCUGCAAGCUGA
This is a messenger RNA of Striga hermonthica, 585 nucleotides long. NCBI's taxonomy places the organism in Eukaryota, Viridiplantae, Streptophyta, Magnoliopsida, Lamiales, Orobanchaceae. The record is from the annotation of a GenBank genome assembly.